GCUUUCUGUUUUUCUCUUCUGAAAUAAUUUCGGUUUUAACUGUUUUCUCGGAAUCUGGGUUCUAAAUUGAAACCGAGUCGAGUUUACAGAAACGGAUUACGACACAAAAAUUUCGAUUGUUUACUUAAUCCUCCCGAAAAAUCAAGAUUAGCAGCAGCAGCAAAAGCUCUAGCGUUUUACCGGAUAGUCUCACUCUAGAAGAAGAACACACGCCUCUGUCGAUUCACGGCGAGAAGUAGCCAUGGAGUUGCCAGGUUCCAUCGUCUCCCCCAAGGCGGCGGCGCAGGCGCGGCUUCUCGGGCCGUCACCGCCGGCCCAUCUUCGCCGGCUCGCCUCGCCUCGAUACAUAUCCUGUAGGAGUUUCGCUGUGCGAAACGAAUUGGCGAGGUCAAUGCCGUCAAUGAGUACCGGCUUUCUGCCCCGAAUGCUCCAACCAGCUACGCAGAAGAAGAAACAAAUCGCUACAUGCUAUCAGAGACAAGGAGCUCCACAGAUAGAAGCCAAGUCAAUGGAGGAAGUAUAUGAUGCUUUGGCUGAACACCUUCUUUCUGUCUUGAAGGAUGUUGAUCAUCUUGAUUCAAAGUACAUCGUUGGUCUAGCUGGCCCACCUGGUGCAGGCAAGUCUACUGUUGCCUCUGAAGUCGUUCGACGAGUUAACAUGCAUUGGUCCAAGAAGCAUGCAACAGAUAGUUCACUGAUUUCGAACGAAGAUAUUGCUACAAUGCUUCCCAUGGACGGUUUCCACCUUUAUCGGUCCCAGCUUGAUGCAAUGGAGGAUCCGAAAGAAGCACAUGCAAGAAGAGGAGCACCGUGGACAUUCAACCCAUCACUUUUUCUGAAUUGCCUAAAGACUCUACGAAAAGAGGGGUCAGUUUAUGCUCCAUCAUUUGAUCAUGGUGUUGGUGACCCAGUUGAGAAUGACAUAUUUGUGAAGCCACAGCACAAAAUAGUAAUAGUCGAAGGGAAUUAUUUAUUACUGGAAGAAAAUAUUUGGAGGGACAUUAGAGGCAUGUUUGAUGAAAAAUGGUUUAUUGAGAUUGACAUUGAUGUCUCCAUGCAAAGAGUGCUCCAGAGACAUAUUGGCACAGGAAAAGAGCCAGAUGUAGCAGCAUGGCGGAUUUCGUACAACGACCGGCCAAAUGCUGAGCUUAUAAUGCAAUCAAGAAAGGAUGCAGAUCUUGUAAUUAGAUCGGUGGACUUCUCGAGCUAGACUACAGGUUUUGAUGGCAAUUUUCGUACAUACAUUAAGAUAAUUGCUUGUUUCAACCAUGGUGAUCUCUGUACAUGUAAUAAGCUAUCCCUCCACCAAUUUGUUCCUGGUGCACACAGUAAAGGAAUAAUUUAAUAAUUUCUCUGCAUUCUUCUAGAGAUACUCUUCAAGAAUUUAUCCAAUAUUAUCUUUACCAUUCGGAAUCUGCAAAACUAAGUUAAGUUCAUGCUUU
Messenger RNA from Brachypodium distachyon (stiff brome), 1442 nucleotides. Its product is annotated as putative uridine kinase C227.14. Gene Ontology annotation, molecular function: ATP binding; kinase activity. The record is from RefSeq and is a predicted model, not a curated record. The transcript has 12 exons. NCBI's taxonomy places the organism in Eukaryota, Viridiplantae, Streptophyta, Magnoliopsida, Poales, Poaceae. Gene Ontology annotation, cellular component: cytoplasm. The coding region runs from base 242 to 1210 and encodes 322 amino acids.